AUGGAUCUCAAAGAGCUGGGGGUACCAGUGGCCUUUGUAAAUAUACGGCCACCCAAGCCAGAUGAUCAAAGGCCACUGGUGGCAUUGAUCUACGCAGAUGUGAUGGAACCAGGUUCCUCGAAGCCAUGGCCAUUAGACGAGAAGACAGGAAUCCGCUACGCUAGUCUGUUGAUGGAGUGCUCACUGCAGAAGUCCAAAGUGAAUUCGCACACGUCUACAGCAGCUGCGGGUAAUGAUGAUGGUGAUGAUGACGGCGAUGAUGAAAUCCAAGUCAUCUCCCCACCCGUGACUAGAUAG
Molecule: messenger RNA, 297 nt
Organism: Penicillium oxalicum
Lineage: Eukaryota; Fungi; Ascomycota; Eurotiomycetes; Eurotiales; Aspergillaceae
Exons: 2
Coding region: 1-297 (98 amino acids)
Source: RefSeq, a predicted model, not a curated record